Phytophthora nicotianae INRA-310 is the source of this 936-nucleotide messenger RNA. Its product is annotated as uridine phosphorylase. Bases 1 to 936 code for a protein of 311 amino acids. The record is from RefSeq and is a predicted model, not a curated record. Gene Ontology annotation, cellular component: cytoplasm; cytosol. Lineage: Eukaryota; Oomycota; Peronosporomycetes; Peronosporales; Peronosporaceae. Gene Ontology annotation, molecular function: uridine phosphorylase activity. The transcript has a single exon. Gene Ontology annotation, biological process: uridine catabolic process; nucleotide catabolic process.
AUGGCCCCUAACAUGGACGCAAGCGCGACCGACGCCACGGUUCCGCAGGUGCACGUGCGCAACAGCCACAUCCUCGAGAUGCAAUCGGACGUGCUGUUCCACAUCGGGCUGACGUGUUCGCAAGAAGAGCGUCAGCAGGUCGUCAACACCUUCGGCGACGUCAAGUUCUUCAUCACUGGCGGCAGCGCCGAGCGCAUGACCCAUUUCGCGCAUUUGGUGGCCAAGGAGCUUGGCAUCUCCACGCCCUACGGCUACAAACUGGCCCCGAUCGGCAGCACGUCGCGCUACACGCUCUACAAGGUUGGUCCCGUGCUUGUGGCCAACCACGGCAUCGGCAUGCCGUCCAUCUCCAUCCUACUGCACGAGGUCACCAAGCUGCUUGAAUACGCCGGCGCACAUGGUGCCACCUACAUCCGUAUGGGCACGAGCGGCGGUAUCGGCGUCGAACCUGGCACCGUUGUCAUCACAUCUGAGGGCGUGAACAACAAGUUGGAGUCCGUGGAUGAGGUGGCCGUGCUUGGAAACACUGUGUUGCGGCCGUCCAUCUGCUCGCCCGAGGUGCGCGAGGAGAUCAUCGCUGCUGCCAAGGAGGUGGGACUGCCCUACGCGGUGGGCAAGACGCUCAGCUGCAACGACUUCUACGAGGGCCAAGGCCGCCUCGACGGUGCCAUCUGCGAGUACACGCUCGAAGACAAGAUGGCAUUCUUGCAGAAGUUGGCCGACGCAGGUGUGCGUAACAUCGAGAUGGAGGCGCGCCUGAUGGCCAGCUUCUGCCACAAGCUCAACAUCCCCGUUGCGGUGGUCUGUGUGACCCUGCUGAACCGUCUGAACGGCGACCAAGUGCUCUCGAGCCACGAGACGCUCCAGGACUUCGAGCGACGCCCUGCUGCCGUGUUGUUGCACUACAUCAAGACCAAAAUCAACGCGUCCCCGUAG